Molecule: messenger RNA, 3678 nt
Organism: Schistosoma turkestanicum
Lineage: Eukaryota; Metazoa; Platyhelminthes; Trematoda; Strigeidida; Schistosomatidae
Source: the annotation of a GenBank genome assembly
AUGAAGUCAAGCGAAAAGUUCGUUGGACACAACAGUAGUGUGGUUAAGUCAAGUAGGUCAUCUUCAAAGAGGAAUGAUUUUGAUCAGAAGAAAAAGAAAGAAGAAGAACACACUCAGCAAGUAUUUGAGGAGUUUGUCGCCACUUUUGAGGAACCUUCUAAAUCCCGAGCAUGGGUUAAAGGUGGUGUCGUUAAUCCGUCUUCAGGCACUUCAGAGGAUACGAAAGGAAGUGGCCGUAUAUAUAGACCUGUAUCAAAGUUGGAUGCCAGAAUAAAUAAAACUGAGGAACAAAAUAAAGAUCUCAAAAAAUCUACAGAAAAACCUCCAGCAAUCGGUAAGCGCAAGGGGCAAGAACAGAAAAAAUCUAAACUGGAACAAUUCAAGGAGGAGCUCAAAUUGAUUCAACAACAAAGAGAACAAAGACACGCAUUAAGACAGGGGAGAAAUCAACUCUCUACCCAAUCCGAGCUAGAUCUUUCAGAUGUUGGUAUGCGUAAUCGUGAUUAUCGAAGAAGUUCUUCAAACAAUCAGAGUGGAGACUCAGGUGCGGGUUUUCACAACACAGUUUCGACACCACCGAGCUUCUAUUCUAAACGCAGUCACAACGAUCGACAUGAUGUUGAUUACCCAUACGACUACGAUGGAGACAGAACAACAACGAAUCUUUUCCUUGGAAAUCUAAACCCAAAGAUGACUGAGCAACAACUAUGCGAGGCAUUUGGUCGUUAUGGCCCUCUUGCUAGUGUAAAAAUAAUGUGGCCUAGGACAGAAGAAGAACGUUCAAGAGGAAGAAAUUGCGGGUUCGUAGCUUUUAUGAAUAGGAAAGAUGGCGAGCGAGCUCUUGAUAAUAUCAGGGGGAAAGAACUUAUGGGAUUUGAGAUGAAAUUAGGUUGGGGGAAGAGUGUCCCUAUUCCUUUAUACCCAGUUUACAUUCCUCCAGCGUUACUUGAGUUGGUCAAGCCACCUCCUCCAAGUGGAUUACCAUUCAAUGCCCAACCCAGAGAAUGGUUGAAGUCAUUUCGUUUGGCGAUCAAAGAGCGAGCCAAACUGGUAACUGAUGGCGCAGAUGGUGAGAGUGCCCCACCACCACCAGCCCCAGACAGAAAGCCAUAUGAUAUAAACAAGAUGUCAAGUGAAGAACUAACCGAAGUUCUUCAUGAAGCAGUGGUUAAGGUCGUUAUGCCAACUGAUCGAUCCAUACUUGCUCUGAUUCAUCGCAUGAUUGAAUUUGUCGUCCUUGAAGGCCCUCAAUUUGAGGCCGCAAUAAUGCAUCGAGAAGCAAAUAAUCCUAUGUUUAAAUUUCUUUUUGAUUAUCAGUCUUCGGACCAUGUGUACUAUCGUUGGAAGUUGUGGUCUGUUCUACACGGCGAAAGUGUUACCAAAUGGCGUACAGAAGAAUUUCGAAUGUUUGAAGGUGGUCCACUUUGGCGUCCGCCUCCGGUGAAUUUAUUCUCUGGCGGCAUGCCAGAGGAUCUAGUUGAAGAAGAUGAUUAUCCUUACGCCCCAGGAUAUGUUCCACCGCCUUCUGGAAGACGGCGUGAAUCUGAGGACCUGCAAGAAGAGAUCCGUUUAGAAGCUGCUGCUGCAUCACGUCGUUGUGGUUUGACGGAGGCACAACGAGGUCGAUUCACUCAAAUGCUAGAGGAUCUUGAACCCUGUCGCAUCAAAAUAGGCGAGGUUAUGGUGUGGUGUUUGGAACACGCAGAUUCAGCUUCCGAUAUCGCUUUAUGUAUAGUUGAUUCAGUUGCUCCAAAUUCGAAUCUUAUUUCAAACCAUUCGGAAAAAGAAACAAAUUCAAUCGACGAGAAUCCUGUCUCUGACUUAAAAUCUGAUCAAGAUUCUACAGAACAUGAAAAAUCCCAGUCCAUAAGCAUAAACAAAUUGGUCGCUCGUUUGUUUUUGGCUUCUGAUAUUCUUUAUAAUUCGUCAGCUAAAGUUCCAAACGCUUCCUUCUUUCGAAAGUGUUUUGAAACUUGCUUACCAGAUAUGUUCAAAAACUUGAAUUCGCAUUAUAAGAAUGUUGAAGGCAAAAUUAAAGCUGAACAAUUGAAGCAAAAAGUUAUGCUCUGUUUCCGUGCGUGGGAAGAUUGGGCCGUAUAUCCAAAUGAAUUCCUCAUCAAAUUGCAGAAUAUAUUCUUGGGAUUGGUGUCGGAAGUUGUUGACUAUGAAGCCGAUCUGUCGGGUAUUCCAUUAAACUUGGAUGAAGAUGAUCAGAAUCAAGAUUUGUCAAAUAAAAUUGGAUUUUUAAAUCCCGAUGUUGAAGUUUUAGAAAGCCAGCCAUUAGUGCAGUAUGAUGGAGAUCCCUUAGAUGUUGAUGGCAGUCCUUUAGAUAAUGAAUACGAUCGGUCUCCUUCACCAGUCCGACCUAAAAAUUCUCAGUUCAGUGCGACUGCAGCGGACGAUGAAAUAAAACCAUCUGGGGAUACUUCUAAUCGUUUAUUUGUUCCAAGCAAGUGGGAAACUGUUGAGACUACUGAACCGGAGACAAUAACAGUCGCAAGUAUAUGGGAAUCCGCCCCUAUUUCAGAUACGAAAAAAGACCAACCUACCUCCAAGUCCACUGAUAACGUUCAAAAUACUCCUAAUCACCAUCAGAACCAGCCUAAUAGCUUGAAUCGUGGAGCUUUUCUCACUUCUGAAGCAGUUAAUGGAAUCCCACUCGAUACAAGUCGUUGGAGUAACAAUAACGUAGCAAAUAAAGUAGAUGAUGAUGUAGACGGAGAACCAUUACCUAUUUUGGGGGGACUUGUGGCGUAUGAUGAUGAAGAUGCUACUAGUCCGAUUGCUAGUGAAUCUAGUACUUCACCUGUACCAGUUUCCCAAAUUCCCUGUCCGACUCCCGUAACAUCCGCAACUCCUCAUGUUCCUUCAACUCCCACUAGUACGCCAGCAACUGCACCUGUUUCUGAAGAACGUCGUGCUAUCCUAAGAGAAGUCGAACUCAAGGUAUUAAAGUAUCAAGAUGAGUUAGAGGCAAGCCGUAAAGGUGACAAAACAAUUACAGAUGAAGCUAUAAAUAAGCAAAUUCAACGUUAUAGAGAACGACUCUUAGAAAGCCUAGUGGACAAUGAACAUUCUGUACAUAAAAAAGGACAUAAAUCUGUUCACCGUAAUAAAUCUAAACCAUCCAAAAUUACCAAAGAAAAAAGUGGUCAAUCGAAAUAUCAGUCCCGAGGUCGUGACAUGUCGUCUUCCCCCACACGAAGGAAUUCGAGGGAUCGAUCACCUCCGCGUUCCUUUCGUGAUCGUGAUCGUCCCCGCCGACGUCACACUCCUCUUUCUGGGAGCUUGGGUCCUGGAGACGGGAGUAUUUACGAUAGUCCUUCUGUCCGAAUGGACUCACGAAAUUCCAGUGAACGUCGAAGGACGUCUGCAUGUGGCUGGGAACCUGAUUCGACAGAGGAUGAAGUUGGUUACUCAACGCAUUUGGAAGAUGUGGAAGAGGGAGAAGCUACUGAAGAUGAUGAUGCGGCGGCAUUUAGUUCAAAUAAAUCUCAUCCCAUUACUCCAAAGAAAAAGCAUGCUGCACAUAAAUCGACUCGUAAACGAUAUCGUUCACGGACUCCCGACACAGUAGCAACUCAUAAUCGUCAUUCUCAUCGUUCUCGAACUCCGUCACCAUGCAAAAAAAAGAUGCAGUUGUCAGAUUCAGCCUCCAGAAGUUCAAAACGAAAAUAA